This is a messenger RNA of Erigeron canadensis, 1015 nucleotides long. Its product is annotated as ras-related protein RABA5c-like. The coding region runs from base 160 to 819 and encodes 219 amino acids. The record is from RefSeq and is a predicted model, not a curated record. The transcript is spliced from 2 exons. Gene Ontology annotation, cellular component: endosome. NCBI's taxonomy places the organism in Eukaryota, Viridiplantae, Streptophyta, Magnoliopsida, Asterales, Asteraceae. Gene Ontology annotation, molecular function: GTP binding; GTPase activity.
AGCACACACAUAUCUGUCUUUCGAUCUGUCUGUCUCUUGCAUCUAUAUCUCUUCCACCUCUUUCUUGCUGUCCAAAAAAAAAAAUUUAAUUUUUUUUAGAAAACCCAAAAAUCUUUAAAACAAAACAAACCCAAAUCAAUAAAAACAAACAGAAAAACAAUGGAUUCAUCAGAUGAAGAAGGAGGGGGUGAGGAGUACUUAUUCAAAGUAGUAAUAAUAGGAGAUUCAGCAGUUGGGAAAUCAAACUUGUUAUCAAGAUAUGCAAGAAAUGAGUUCAAUUUACAUUCAAAGGCAACAAUUGGUGUUGAAUUUCAGACACAAAGUAUGGAAAUUGAGGGCAAAGAAGUAAAAGCACAGAUUUGGGAUACUGCUGGUCAAGAAAGAUUUCGUGCUGUUACUUCUGCUUAUUAUAGAGGUGCUGUUGGUGCUUUGAUUGUUUAUGAUAUUUCUAGAAGUGGCACUUUUGAGAGUGUUGAUAGGUGGCUUGAAGAACUUAAUACUCACUCAGAGACAACGGUGGCAAGGAUGUUAGUGGGGAACAAAUUGGAUUUGGAGAACAUCAGGGCUGUAUCUGUGGAAGAUGGCAAGAAUCUUGCGGAGAAACAUGGAUUGUUUUUCAUGGAAACAUCAGCACUGGAUUCCACCAAUGUCAAAACAGCUUUCGAAAUGGUUAUCCGUGAGAUUUACAACAACGUCAGUCGGAAAGUUUUGAAUUCCGAUUCAUAUAAAGCCGAGUUAUCAGUUAAUAGGGUGACUCUUUCAAACAAUGGUGAUGAUGGUUCUAAGCAAGGUCAAAGCAGAUAUUCUUGUUGUUCUUGAUUACUGAAUAUUCUUUUCAUGAAUUGUGUUUUUCUUCUAUAUAAUUAAUUUUCAAAGUUAAAUUAUUUGUUCUUGGAUUACGUGAUGUGGAUGGUAAAAAGUUACCAUUUGUAUUAUUUAGUAAUGUUGAUUCAACACAAAUAUUCUUUAAAUGUUUUAUAUUAUAUUAUUACUUGGGAUUGCAUUUGGCUUAAAA